Messenger RNA from Maudiozyma saulgeensis, 285 nucleotides. The record is from the annotation of a GenBank genome assembly. Lineage: Eukaryota; Fungi; Ascomycota; Saccharomycetes; Saccharomycetales; Saccharomycetaceae.
AUGUUAAGAAGAGAUACAGCUAGCAUACAUAAUAAUCAUACAAGAACAAAACAUACGAUAUUUAGAAGUAAAAGAGUAAUUCCACAAUAUAGUGAUACUUUAUGUGGUGAUGUAGCUCCUGACGCUCAAGAAUACAGGUUUGGUGAUUUCUCUGUGUUAAAUCAUACAAAUCAUCCCGGUGUUGUAUAUUAUUUCAUUGAAUUGACGGAUCCUAAUGGGAAUCCAAUAUCUAGUAGAAGUGGGAAUAAUAAUAACGAUAAUAAUAACAAUACGCAUCGCAUAUGA